Trichosurus vulpecula (common brushtail) is the source of this 2545-nucleotide messenger RNA. RefSeq names its product CDAN1 interacting nuclease 1 (gene CDIN1). Gene Ontology annotation, biological process: erythrocyte differentiation. The transcript is spliced from 11 exons. Bases 245 to 1096 code for a protein of 283 amino acids. The record is from RefSeq and is a predicted model, not a curated record. Lineage: Eukaryota; Metazoa; Chordata; Mammalia; Diprotodontia; Phalangeridae. Gene Ontology annotation, cellular component: nucleus; cytoplasm.
GCGCUACUGCUGCCGCUGCCGCCGCUGCUGCUACCGCAGUGAGCCUGGGGAUCGCCGCCGCGUGCCCUUCCUCCCCGCCCCCAGCUGUGCCGCGUGCUGCGCUGAGGGAGGAGGGCGACCGAGGGUGCACGGUGCCAGCCUUCUCCGUCCCCAGACCCGUUGCCUUUCGGGCUGCACCGGUCCCUCGGUGUCAUUUCACUGCCCCCGGAUUCCCGCUCCCCUCCGCCCCCUUCCCGGGCCAAACAUGAUAUUGACCAGGGCCCAGUACGAGGAGAUAGCUCAGUGCCUCGUGGCUGUGCCCCCUACCAGGCAGAGCCUGAGGAAGCUGAAACAGAGGUUUCCCAGUCAAUCGCAGUCCACUCUGCUGAGCAUCUUCUCCCAGGAGUACCAGAAACAUAUAAAGAGAACGCAUGCUAAACAUCAUACUGUGGAGGCUAUCGAAAAUUAUUACCAGAGGUACCUGAGUGGAGUGCUGAAAGAUGGAACAGCCCCUGUGCUUUUGGAGCUGGCCAAUGAGGUGGACUAUGCACCUUCAUUGAUGGCUCGAAUUAUACUGGAAAGGUUCCUACAAGAGCAAGAAGAAUCUCCACCCUCCAAGUCCAUUAUAAAUAGUAUGCUGCGGGACCCUUCUCAGAUUCCAGAUGGAGUUCUAGCAAAUCAGGUCUAUCAGUGUAUCGUGAAUGACUGCUGUUAUGGACCAUUGGUAGGCUGCAUCAAACACGCCAUUGGGCAUGAACAUGAAGUCCUGCUGAGAGACUUGCUUCUAGAGAGAAACCUGUCCUUCCUAGAUGAAGAUCAACUCCGUGCAAAGGGUUAUGACAAAACACCAGACUUUAUUUUAGAAGUGCCAGUCGCUCUAGAAGGGCACAUAAUUCACUGGAUUGAAAGCAAAGCCUCAUUUGGUGAUGAAUGUAGCCACCAGGCCUACCUGCACGACCAAUUCUGGAGCUACUGGAACAGAUUUGGUCCUGGGUUAGUGAUCUACUGGUAUGGAUUCAUUGAGGAGCUGGAUUGUAACCGAGAAAGAGGCAUCUUACUCAAAGACUGCUUCCCCACCGACAUUGUCACCCUAGGCCAGAGCAUAGCCCAGCCCUGACCAUCCUGGAAAUGACGCGGGGAGGAAAAGGUGAAUCCGGAAGCUAUUUGACUUUCCUGCAGUAUAAACUGCUGGCAACAUCUGCCCUGAACUUCAGCUGAACUCCUGCUGCCCGUGGUCACACCAGUACCUCUUCAGACAAAUAUCAAGAGUUUCUGUUUUGUUUCAUCCCUGGUUGAUGUGAGCAGCCAAGAACUACAGACAUAACCCACUCAUUAUCAGCAUUUCUGUCUCUGUCAAACAGUUGGUUUAUAGAUAGUCAUAAUCUUUCUUCCUUCCGGAUGGUUUCUCCUUGCCUGUAGAACAAAAGAAAAAAUGUGGAGGCUGAAAGGUGUGAUUUUCAAUUCUCCUCCUGGUUGCAGAAUCACCCCCAUUAUUAAUUUUUUUCAAAGUUUCUAUUCAUUUUCUCUCCCUUCUCCUUUUCUCUUCCCAUACACAUAUAGAUAACCAGUAUUUUGUUAAGGUAAUGGGCAGAUUUAGUUCAAAAUGAGAACUCCUUCCCCCUCCUCCACCCAAAAAGCUAAGAAAUGAUAUAUAAAAAUAUGAUUUCACUGUUAAUUAAAACAGUCCAUUGUCAUCAAGGUGGCACAGGACACAAGGCAAGAGCUGUGCUUAGGGGCUACAUUGUCCACGCUGAACAGAAUUUCCUGACUUGAGUGGCAUUCGGCCAAGCUGUGAGCAACAUUUUAUGUGAAUUUCCUCUUUUUUACAGGAACAUCUGAACAUCAAAAGUGUUUAUGGUGAUCAAUUUCAAUGUAUUUUUCAGCACUACAAUUAUAGUGCAUCUACAUCACACUGAUAUUAGAGAUUGACAUUUGAAGGGAAGUAACUUAGAUCCAAUUAGGGGUUCUGUCAAAAAAUUAUUUCAAAAUAUCCUGAGGGAAAACAGGUAUGUUGUCCAAUGCUUAUGGAAAUAAAAAAAUGAAAACCAAAUUCUGCCCUCUUUUUCUACUUCCUUCUCUGAUUAAGCAAAUUGCCCUAAUAAUCCUAAAAACCUAUUUGUAGUUCAUUAUAAAAUUUUUUAAAUCUUAUCACAAUCCCCACGAUUGUACUACAGAAGUUCUCUUUUAAGAAGUGGACAUUUAAAGCUAAGGAAGAAAUGGAUAGAUCACACAAGAAAAAAAAAAACAAAACAAAAAACCAUUAUGUGUCUAGGUAUUGUUUCUAGUUGUCAUCAUUUGAAAGAAAGGAGAGAGGAAAGAACACUCUUCGCUGGUCUGCCCCACUGUUUUCCUCUUUUAAUUAGAUACCUUGUAGAGCAGGUUUCAUUCUACAAGCAAAAUACCAAAAGAUGAAUUAUAACCCUCUCAUUUGGAAAUGCAAGACCAUCCAGUUACACCCUUAGCCUCCGUGAGUAGUCAAGGUGUAUCAGUUCCCAUGAUGACAGAUUAAUUUCUAAGCAGAGUCGUUCUUGUAAAUAUGUCGCUUUGAAAAUAUUAAUUAAAAUGU